Messenger RNA from Triticum aestivum (bread wheat), 1458 nucleotides. RefSeq names its product hydroxyphenylpyruvate reductase-like. The transcript has a single exon. The record is from RefSeq and is a predicted model, not a curated record. Gene Ontology annotation, cellular component: cytosol. The coding region runs from base 103 to 1077 and encodes 324 amino acids. NCBI's taxonomy places the organism in Eukaryota, Viridiplantae, Streptophyta, Magnoliopsida, Poales, Poaceae. Gene Ontology annotation, molecular function: hydroxypyruvate reductase [NAD(P)H] activity; NAD binding; glyoxylate reductase (NADPH) activity.
CCAGCGACCCGGUCGCAUAAGAUUUCCUUCCCUAAUGGAACUGCAGCUCCAGAUCAACUACCUGACCGCCCAUCACGCCCUCCUCUCGCGCGGCAACGUACGAUGGCAGCGACGCGGCGUGUGCUAGUGCUCUGCCGCCUCUCGCCGGCCUCCCUCGCCGGCCUCGCCGCCCGCUUCAGCCUCCUCGACCGCCACGCCUCGCCGCUCUCCAUGGAAGCCUUCCUCGCCGCCGCGGCUGCCGACGUCGACCCACCGCGCCUGGCCCUCGUCCCGGGCGUUGGCGUCCGCGUCGACGCGGCUUUCCUGGACGCCGUCCCGUCGCUGCGCUGCGUGGUGACCGUCAGUGCAGGCCUGAACCACGUCGACCUCCCCGAGUGCGCGCGCCGCGGCGUCGCCGUGGCCAACGCGGCCGGGGUCUACUCCUCGGACGUCGCCGAUCACGCCGUCGGCCUGCUCAUCGACGUGCUCCGCCGCGUAUCGGUCGCCGACAGGUACGUGCGGCGGGGGCUCUGCCCGGAGCGCGGCGACUUCCUCCCUCUCGGGUCCAGGCUCCGCGGGAAGCGCGUGGGCGUCGUCGGCCUCGGCAGCAUCGGGUCGGCGGUCGCGAGGAGGCUGGAGGUGUUCGGCUGCGUCGUCUCCUACCACUCCCGCGGACGGAAACACGACGUCUCCUACUGCUACCACCCCGCGGUGCGCGACCUCGCGGCGUGCUCCGACGUGCUGGUCGUCGCGUGCGCGCUGACGGCCGAGACCCGGCACGUCGUGGACAGGCGCGUGCUGGACGCGCUGGGGAGCGGCGGCGUGGUGGUGAACGUGGCGCGCGGCCCGAACGUGGACGAGGCGGAGCUGGUGAGGGCGCUCGCGGAGGGCAGGCUCGCGGGCGCCGGGCUGGACGUGUUCGAGGGCGAGCCCGACGUGCCGGCGGAGAUGCUGGCCAUGGACAACGUCGUGCUGACGCCUCAUCGGGCCGCGUUCACCCCGGAGUCCAUAGCCGACCUCGACCGCCUCGUCGCCGGCAACCUGGAGGCCUUCUUCGCCGGCGCACCGCUGCUUACGCCGGUCGUCGUCUCCGACUGAGCACAAAGAAUGUCGAUCGUGACUGGCCGCGAGCUCUUCACAAAGAAAUAAAAACUGGCAUUGAUUAGUCCACCACCAACCGAUGUCUGCUGGUGGCUUUGUCCCUCCAAAGCAGCAUGUACGAUGAGACCAUGCAGAAAUCUAAACGGUGACGCUAAAUCUCAGUCGAGAAGCCUCAGUUAACGUGUCAGCCCUAUGAUUAUUACUUGCUUUAAGAUUCGUGUUGAAGAGUUGGUUGUUUUGUUUUCAGCCUGCUAAGGAGAGUGUCCAGCCGGAUUCUCUGUUUGUCUGUGUCUUCCGUUGUUUGAGCCGUUUUUUGUUUUCGCGUUGUGACUUUGUCGUGCAGGUCUUUCUCAUUUUGUUUUAUUUUUUUUCAGGUCG